GUGUAACAAAAUGAUUUUUUUUUUCUUUUUCCUUGUUUGAAAGCGUUAUUUCCUGUUUAAUUGUGCGGGACUGACAUUGAAAGGAGUUGCCCUACUCCAGAAACUUAGUUUUUGUGGCUGCAACAAACUACAGUAUGUUGAAUUGAUUGAAACUCAAGGAGAGAUUGAUUGGAAAACUAGAUCAAAACGACCACAAAAACAAAAUUUUGGCAGUUGAAUAAACUUUUUCCAUGUUUUUACGACAGAACCAAUUAGGAAAUGACAUUUAUAACCCAGGAACAAAAGUCGUAUUACAGAGUGUUAUUUUGGAAGAAGUUGCCAAGAGGGUUGUAGAAUUGCACUUACCUGCCCAGUAUGCUGCUGCGAAGAGGCCCUUCUUCCCUCCGAUGGAAAACCACAAAAAGGAAAACGGGGCUUUUCAGCGCCCCAAAGGUCCUGUUUUCUCUGCAAAGAGGCCUGGAUUCCUUUGGAGGAGAAGCUAUGGAGCAGCCCCACAUUGGCAACCCCUUCCAGGAAGACCCUCUACUCAAGAGCUACCUGGGAUCCCACUUACCUGCCCAGAUCUUUCGGGAGGUUAGUCUUGACCUGGAUCGGUUUGGGGCUCGAGUCACGAAGGAGAUUGACUUCCUGGGCCGUGAGUGCGAAUUACAUCCCCCCAGGCUCCUUACUUUUGACCCUUGGGGUCAGAGGAAGGACCAACUCCUGACCUGCGCAGCCUGGAAGCAGAUGAAGAAGGUGGCAGCUGAGGAAGGCUUGGUUGCUAUGGCCUAUGAGAGGAAAUACGCUCAAUGGAGCCGCCUUGUCCAAAUCAGCAAACUCUUCCUCUUUGCGGCUUCUUCGGGCCUCUUCAGCUGCCCUUUAGCCAUGACCGAUGGGGCCGCCAAGGUCAUUGAGUCCUUAGGUAUCCCCCAGCCCUUGGAGGAUGCCUUCUCCCACUUGACCUCUCGUGACCCCCAAAUGUUCUGGACCUCUGGACAAUGGAUGACUGAGAGAAAAGGGGGCUCCGACGUGGUCGGGAGCACGGAAACCAUUGCCAGAGAGCAGUCUGAUGGAACUUAUAGUCUUCAUGGCUUCAAAUGGUUCACUUCGGCCCCUGAUUCGGAUGUGGCCUUGGCCCUGGCCAGGAUCAUGACCCCACAUGGAGCGACCAAAGAGGGCCUCUCCUUGUUCUAUCUCCAAUUAUUGGAUGGCGAAGGGAAGCGAAAUGGGAUGGAGAUCCGAAGAUUGAAGGAUAAACUGGGGACGAGGCAGUUGCCGACGGCUGAAAUAUUAUUGGAUGGCGCCAAGGCCUUGCGGAUCUCGCCCGAAGGCCGCGGCGUGCCCUCCAUCGCCGCUAUGUUGACCAUAACCCGGAUCUACAAUGCUAUCUCCGCGGCAGCUGCCAUGAGGAGAGUGACCCACUUGGCUAGGGACUAUGCCACCAAACGGGAGGCCUUUGGGAAAACCCUGAAUGAUCAUCCACUUCAUGUGCAGACUUUGGCCCGGAUGGAGGUCCAGUCACGGGGCGCCUUCUUGCUGCUGAUGGAGACGGCCCGGCUCUUAGGGUUGGAGGAGGCCAAGAUGGCUGAUAUGAGAGAGCUCCACCUGCUCCGCCUCCUGACCCCCGUCCUCAAGCUCUACACCGCCAAACAGGCAGUUGCGGUGGCCUCUGAAGGCCUAGAGUGUUUUGGAGGCCAGGGCUUCAUGGAGGACACAGGGCUGGCGGCGAUCCUCCGAGAUGCCCAGGUGCUGCCCAUUUGGGAAGGGACCACGAACAUCCUCUCCCUUGAUGUCCUGCGCUCCAUUCACAAAAGCCACGGAGACGCCAUGCAGGCCUUUCUCUCCAGCGCACAGGCUAAGAUGGCAUCCGCUCUGGGUUCCCCAGACCUAAAAACAUCCGUUCAAGUAGUCCAGAAAUCCCUCCAGAAACUCCAGAAAUUCUCUGAGGAAAUGGGACCCAAAGAGACCUCUGAGGCCCAGAUGGCAGCCAGAGACUUCGCCUAUUCGCUUGCCUUGAUCUACGGAGGAGUCCUGCUUCUGGAGCAUGGGGCAAGGACCAAGGCCUCUUCCGCAGACAUCGCUGCAGCACAGAGGUGGUGCCUCCUCCAAGACCUGUGCCCGGUGUCCCGAGCGGAAGAAGCCGGAGCCUACAAAAUGGCCGCUGCCACCAUGGACACUACUUUGGUUUUUGAGGGACAUUCCCUUCACAGAGGGACAUAAAAUGGACGCAUGAACCCAUGUGAAGGAGAGGAAUUAUGCUAAAGAUUAGAUCAGACAUUGAAUUUAAAGUUAAGACAUUUGUGGAUGACAUGGUGGUUAUUACAGAAGAUCCUAUAAAGAAUAUACCAAAUUUGAUGGGAAUAAUGAGUAAGUAUGGAAGUGUGGGAGGUUUUAAAAUGAACAAAGAGAAAAUGAUGUUUUUAACUAAAAAUCUUUUAAAAAUAAUAUUGAUAAACUGGAGAGCAUUUCAGCAUGGAAGGUCACAAGGAAAAUUAAAUAUUUAGGAGUAUGAAAACUAAUAAUAAUUUAUAUCAAGAUAACUAUGGGAAGGCAUAGAAGGAGGUUGAAAAAGACCUGGAUAGAUGGCAAAGGAGUCAAUUAUUCCGGUUAAGAAGGAUAGUUGUGCUAAAAAUGAUUUUACCAAAAAUGCUGUUUCUAUUUCAAAAUUUAAAAAUAAUUAAGAGAGUGAAGGUUUUUGAGAAAUGGAGAAAGGAUGGUUAAAUGUAUAUGGAAUGGAAAAAAGGCUCCCAACAAAGAAUUCCCACAGGCAGGAAGCUGUAAAGCUUUGAAGCUACAAGGCCAUUCAGUGCUAAUCAAGGUGGCCAGUUGCAACAUUCACACUUGCCUCCAGCAGACAAGAGUUCUUUCUCCCACCCUGGAUAUUCCACAGAUACAUAAACCCCACUUGCCUAGUUUCCAACAAACUUCACAAUAUCAGGAUGCCUGCCAUAGAUGUGGGCAAAACGUCAGGAGAGAAUGCUUCUGGCCAUACAACCCGGAAAACUCACAGAAACCCAAGACUAGAAUUGCAUAUAGAAAUCUAAUAGAUGCGAAAGAUAGAGGAGGAUUGGUGCUCCCAGAUCGUAGAUACUAUUAUGAAGCUGCACACUUUUGUUAGCUAUAGGACUGGAUUAAAUAAAAAAAUCAAGCUUUACUUAGUCUAGAGGGGCACAGUCUGAGAUGUGGCUGGCAUGCCUAACUAUGGUGUGGAAAAGAGAAGGCUAACAAAGAUUUUAGUAGACAUCCAAUAAGAGCUAACCUUCUAGUGAUGUGGGAAAGAUACAAGGAAGUGAUGGAGCAGAAAAUCCCUUUACGGCUGCGCCCUUUGGAAGCAGUGUUAAAAACCAACAUACAACGAGGAACUGAAAACUUAUAAGGAAUAUCCAAUUGAAGAAAAAGGGCAAUAGAAACUAAAAGGGAGAGAAAAGUUAGGGAUCAGUGACUGGUUUCGUUAUCAUAAAUUACACAAUGUAUUUAGGAAAGACAAUAAAGUUGGGUUUGCCAAAAGGAAA
Molecule: messenger RNA, 3491 nt
Organism: Anolis carolinensis (green anole)
Lineage: Eukaryota; Metazoa; Chordata; Lepidosauria; Squamata; Anolidae
Product: acyl-CoA dehydrogenase family member 11
Exons: 15
Coding region: 355-2199 (614 amino acids)
Molecular function (GO): acyl-CoA dehydrogenase activity
Source: RefSeq, a predicted model, not a curated record